GUAUUAAAAGAACGGUUGAGGACCGUCAUGUCCCUCAGAGCAUGAUGUGAUUGUUCUGGUCACAUAACGUUUUAUCAUGUUUUCUGCUUUUGUUCAGCCAACUGAGCCACUACAUGUUUUAUGGUUUGGUCUCUACUCUUUCCAGCCAGCUUGAGUCGAGGGGAUAGAGGGUUGAGGGUAGAGGGUGGUGGUGGAGAAGAGGAGGUGGUGCAGCAGCAGCAGACUGGGUGACCCCCAUCCCAACCUAUGACUCACAGGCGGAGGCGGAGACUCCAUAUCGGAUCCACCACCGGGAGGACCGUCCCCGUCCACCGUCCCGUACGUUACUCUACUCUACUCGUCGGACCGCUCUGUGAGCACAGAAACACUCAUCCCGAUACCAGCUUUAAACGUUUUCCCUUUGUGUUGACGCCUUGUUUACAAUGUGAAGAAAAUGGCCGAGACAAGCUGUGAUUGGGUGGAGAUCCUGGAGCCACGCUCCCGUGAACGUAUGUAUGUGAACUUGACCACCGGCGAGUGCGGCUGGGAUCCCCCCUCGGGCGCUCCCGUCCGCCAGGCAGACGGCAACCAGUGGUGGGAGCUGUUCGACCCCCACAGUGGCCGCUUCUACUACUACAAUUCCACCGGGCGCCGCACAGUCUGGCAUCGACCCCAGGGAGCUGAUAUAGUGCCGCUCUCCCAGCUCCAGGCCAUGAGGCGAUGCAGUGAGGCCAAGCGGGCCGCAGGGGGCGUGGACAGACAACACCACCACGGGACCACGGGGAGCGUCAGCAGCGUAGGGAGCCAGGGGCGCUUCACACCUCUGCCCGAGCCGGACGGAGACAGCCCCGUCCCCAGCCCCGUCCCCAGAACCCCGGAGACCAACGAGGAGGCUGCCAACCUGGAGCUGGACCCGGCAGUGGACUGCAGACUGCAGGGAGACGGAAGCAGCUCCGAAAACAGCACCGACGGCGGAAAAGACGCACAGAGAGAUGCUUCUCAAAGAUGGCAGCCUGUACCUGGUUCUAAGGCAGCCAUGUUGGUGAAGGUGAACAGCAUGAGCCGUAGCCAGCCCAUCCCAACCUCGCAGCAGCAGCAGCAGCAGCAGCAGCAGCAGCAGCAGCAGCAGCAGCAGCACAGUGCACACAGCAAAACCAACACCUUCACCCUGCACCCAGCCAGCAACAAGACCCAAGGAGGACACUCUACCCAGGGAUAUAAAACUGCCCCUUCUGGCAAAAUGGCAGCUGACACACGUCAAGCUCAUCACCUGAGGAAAGCUAGCAACGGCAGCUUCUGUUUGGUGGCAUCAGACAGCAGCCAUCCCAGUCCGCUCCUUCACAGGUCGCAGACCAGCACGCCAUGCCCCGUCUCUCCCCAGUACGGUUGCACUACCCCAAUCUACGAUGAGCCAGUUACAGAAUGUCCCAUAUAUGAUGAACCGCCAACAGACAUGGAGGUGGAGGGGGCGCACCUGUACAACGGACAAUCCCUGUCUCGCCUCACACCUACCCAUAGCCUCCAAAAACCCAGACACCUCCAGCACCCGGGUUCCUCUCAUCCAGGGUCCAGACACAGGAGGAAUCCCUCUGCCUCUGACUACAGCCCAGCUGGUCUGGAGUGCAUCAAGCACAUGAUCAACGUGGACCCCAAACAGGGGCUCCUACCUGGCUCUCCUGUACCCACACGCACCCCUUCCCCUACCUCCAGGCAGGAUCCUGUCUUGCCCCAGCCUCAGCCACACCCCCAGCCCCAGGCCCACUCUUUGCCCCAGGCUCGAGGCCAGAUGAGGGACAGAGAGCCAGGGACCCCAGGCCCUAGUACACUGGACAAGAAGCAAAACUGGCGGGUCCUUGAGGCCACUGUCCAGCGCGCCAUGGAGGCACGACACAGCAGGCAGAGCAGCCAGGCCUCGCAGGACUUCCCCUCCACGACCCCCCAGGCCACGGCAAACUAUCAAGACUCUGGUUACUCCACCGGCCCCUCCCCAAGUCUGAGAAGGAAGAGCAGGAGGAGGGUGGGAGCUGGCGGCGUUGCAGGAGGCAGGCCGGGGUCGGUGGGCAGCACCGGGGAGCUGUGCGCCCUCAACGAGAAGCUCAUGGCCGAGAUGAGGGAGGUGGUGAGUCGCUCCAACACCAUGAGGGAGGUGAGAGCGGGGCUGGACCCGGAGGUGGGGGAGAGGGUCGUCGUACCUCGGACGCGCUCCCCUGCCGACUCUCUCAGGUGGUACGGAGGAGGGACGGGGGGGUCAGCAAGUAGGUGCGCAUCACGAGAGGAACUCAGCGGGGCUCCCCGGUCACUGAGUAGGGCAGGUAACCAUGGCAACCCUGCGCUGACCCCUCUGGAGAUACCAGGGAGGCAGAAAAGGACCUUUGAAAAGGUGGACACCUUGGAGAUGAGUGUGAAUAGCCUGGCCAGCCUGUCCUCACCAGAGACCCCAGGACCGCCCUCCCAGGCGGGCACCCUAGAGCUGCAGGCUCAGUUGGAGAGCAGGAAGAAAGGCAUGGUGGACGGGCGCACCGCCUCCCUGGGCCCUCACCGCCCUACCAACCACGACAUAAGAGAGGGAGGUGAUGGGGCGGGAGGAAGAGCACGGGGAUCCUCCUACCAGCUCUCCUACGCCACCCUGCGGCAGCCCCCACCUCCCGAAAUGGGCAUGGAGGACUGGGCCAGCAAGCACCUCAACAUGCACACGCAAGGCCUGUUCCGCCGCCGCGUCUCCAUCGCCAACAUGCUGUCGUGGAACCGCGGCUCCAUCAAAAAGCCCAUGCUGGUCACCAGCAACCGCGCCGUCAGGAAGGAGGCCUGCGAGAUGUUCAAGCUGGUGCAAGCCUUCAUGGGAGACAGGCCUUCGCGUCUGGACCGCCGCCACUGCGCCCUCCUCAUCGUCACCAAGUGCUGGGACAUGCCGGGGCUGCGGGACGAGCUGUACGUGCAGCUGGUGAGGCAGACCACGGGCAACGCCACCCCCAGAAGCUUGGCGGGAGGCUGGGAGCUGAUGGCCAUCAGCUUGGCGUUCUUCGCCCCUUCGCCCAAGUUCCGCUGUUACCUGGAGGGCUACAUCCAGAGACACACGGAUCCCACCAGCGACAAGAAAUGUGAGUCUCAGACUGAGCAGCAGGUGACUCAGUUCAUAUUAGAACAGCAGGAACUGAAGCUGAAGAAGAACUCAAAGUCCAGAAAGAAGCGGAAACAGAACUCAGAUGAGGAUGAAGGUUUGCCUAUCAGCACAUAUGCCAAGUUCUGCCAUCGGAAACUGCUGAAGGUGGCGAUCACCGGAGGCAAAAAGGGUCUACGUAAGCCCACGUUGGAGGAGAUCGACCACAGUAGGCGGGCCAUCGUCACUCCCUCCCUGUUUGGCAGCUCUCUGGAGGAGGUGAUGGAGAGGCAGAGCGAGCUCUUCCCAGAUAGGAAACUACCCUGGGUGCAGGUUCAGCUGUCCCAGUAUGUUCUGGCUCUGGGCGGGGCACAGACGGAGGGCAUCUUCAGAGUGCCUGGAGACAUCGAUGAAGUGAAUGCGUUGAAGCUCCAGGUCGACCAGUGGAGGAUCCCGGAGAAUCUCUCCGACCCAAACGUUCCUGCCUCUCUGAUGAAGCUUUGGUAUCGGGAGCUGGAGGAACCUCUCAUCCCGAUGAACUUCUACAAGCAGUGUGUCAGCCACUGCGACGACCCGGUGGCGGCCAUCGCCGUGGUUCAGUCUCUGCCUGAGCUCAACAGGCUGGUGCUCUGCUACUUCAUCCACUUCCUGCAGGUAUUCGCUCAGCCAUCCAACGUGGCGAUAACCAAGAUGGACGUGAACAACCUGGCCAUGGUGAUGGCCCCCAACUGCCUCCGAUGUCAAUCCGACGACCCGCGGAUCAUCUUCGAGAACACGCGCAAGGAGAUGUCCUUCCUGAGAAUGCUGAUCGUCCACCUGGAAACCAGCUUCAUCGAAGGCGUGGUGUAGACACUGUAAACCCGCAGAGCUCAGCAGCUGCAGUUACACAUUUACAAUCAUGCAUAAACACUGUUUCUGUUCAGACCACACUGGAAACUCUCGAGGUGAGAUAUUAUACCUCUUACAGCACAAGCGGUGAGAAAACAACUCGGACUUUGGACCCUUUGUUCUCGCUUUGCUUUCUUACUGAGAGACAAUACACAUCACCUUUUAGGUUCCACUGUGUUUUUUUGAUACUAAAAUCAACAGUGACGGCUUUAAAGUGGCUCACUUUACUGACUGUAUUUUCUAACCGCUGCAUGUGAACACAGAUUUAAUUUCUUACUGAAUAGGUAGUAAUACCGUUUCACAGGACAACUGGGCUGUGUAAAGUGAGAGUCUUACAGUAUUUACUUCAUUCACUUGCACAGAAAGACAGCGGUGUUUGGUUUCAUUCAAGUGUGUUUGUGUGUGUGCGAUUGUCAGAGUGUGAACGAAAGACACAGCCUUCCUUUACCAUGUACAGAAAAAUAGGAAAUAUAAAAAAGAACUCUUGUAAUGGUGUCUUAUUAAUAAGCUUGCCUGUGCUGUUUUGAUUCGUCGUGCCGAUAGCUGGUGUCCUCGCAUUUCAUUUUACGAGGCGCAAAAGAAGCCGCGCCGCCACAACUAUUCUCACUGAGUCUUCAUUUCAAAGCACAAACUGGAAGGAUGUGCAGGAAGCUCUUUGUUACAGGCGGUGGCGAUUUUCUACGAAAAUAAACUUGGAAGUGCUUUGAUUUUACAACUCAAAUGAAGCCGGACGAGUUUUGUAAUUACAGUUUGUGUCAUAGUGAUGUGGGAGGUUGGUAACUCAUCUGAUAAUACUCUUUCUCUAUAUAUAAAAACAAAAGUCUUUCAGUUGGAUUUGUGUUCUCUUUUGUUUGUGGUCUGUAUGUUUUUUGGCUCAGGUCUUCUGAUAAAACGGGUGUUGGAUGUGAUAACUGUACACGGCCUCCCUCAUAGACUGAACAUUUGAUUAAUCUACCACAAAGAUUGGAGAAUGGAGUAUUGUUCAACUGUCGAGCACUAUGAGAAUGUAGAUUUAAGCUCUCCCCGAUGUAAAUAAAUUAAUGGUGUAAAUAGUAUUAACUCUCCUUAAGUGUAUUCUAAUGAUCCAGGUUAAGGGUGAAGUUAAAUGUUGCUGUAAAGAGCAACAAAAAAGUGUUUUUGUAAUUAACAUUUCUCUGCUGUAACCGCCUGCCUUUUCAACAUAGGACUGAUUCAAACCACUUUCCAUGUGUGUGUGUGUGUGUGUGUACAUGUGUGUUUGCUUCUUGUUAUAAUAUGGAAUGAGUGUCCAUAAAUAAAGGUUUGUUCAAUUGUA
Messenger RNA from Sebastes umbrosus (honeycomb rockfish), 5258 nucleotides. RefSeq names its product Rho GTPase activating protein 46a (gene arhgap46a). Lineage: Eukaryota; Metazoa; Chordata; Actinopteri; Perciformes; Sebastidae. Gene Ontology annotation, cellular component: cytoplasm; cytoskeleton. Gene Ontology annotation, biological process: signal transduction. The coding region runs from base 434 to 3925 and encodes 1163 amino acids. Gene Ontology annotation, molecular function: protein binding; GTPase activator activity. The transcript is spliced from 10 exons. The record is from RefSeq and is a predicted model, not a curated record.